Paramormyrops kingsleyae is the source of this 1287-nucleotide messenger RNA. It is a transcript of the gene tsfm, whose product is annotated as Ts translation elongation factor, mitochondrial. Gene Ontology annotation, biological process: mitochondrial translational elongation. Lineage: Eukaryota; Metazoa; Chordata; Actinopteri; Osteoglossiformes; Mormyridae. Gene Ontology annotation, molecular function: protein binding; translation elongation factor activity. The record is from RefSeq and is a predicted model, not a curated record.
UAACCCUCUGUGCUAUCCGUAGAAAACGUGGGUCAAUGACAUUUGGUUGUUUUAAGGGUAUAUAUGAGUUUGUCGGCAGAGCCAAGCAUCAAGCGCGUUAUGGCUCUAUACUCUGUAAUGAGAUCUAUAAAAACAGACAUCACAAAGUGUCUUUCUCCGGGCCCCAUUUCUCAGCAUGUCCAGUUAAUCCACACGAACCGUCUCCUUCUGACGGCAGACAAAGCGCUUCUGGUCAAACUGCGAAAGACGACUGGCUACUCGUUCACCAGCUGUAAGAAGGCCCUGGAGAAAUUCAACAACGAUGUGAAACAGGCGGAGCUCUGGUUGCACGAGCAGGCACAGAAAGAAGGAUGGACGAAGGCGGUGCGGCUGGAAGGGCGACGCGCCCAGGAAGGUCUCAUCGGGCAGCUGAUGGGGGAGAAAGCCGCUGUCAUGGUGGAGGUGAACUGCGAGACCGACUUUGUCGCCCGGAACGAGAAAUUCCAGAAGCUGGUUGGAGACGUUGCCUCUGCAGCGAUGGCCCAUCAGCGCAGCAGGGCUGUGUCUCACGGUGACUACGUGAAGAGUAUGUUGUCUGCAGAAGACCUCUCUGCCUUGAGGAUGUCUGAUGGAUCCACCAUCGCUGACCAGCUGGCCCUAGCCAUUGGUCGGCUUGGCGAGAACAUUGCCGUGAGACGAGCGGUUCUCCUGGGAGUGCCCGUCGAGUGGCACGUGGGAUCCUACAUCCACGGCGCGGUGCCCGGACAGGCGGGCGUAUCCAUGGGCCGGUAUGGCGCCCUUGUGGUCCUUCAGGGUGGCCAGGGCGAUGUGGAGACCACAGGGAGGAAGCUGGGGCAGCACAUUGUGGGCGAGGCACCUCUGUCGUUAGGCGACAAGGACGAUGUGCCGUGUGGGGACUCCGAGACCCGGCUACUGCCUCAGAGCUUCCUGUCGGACCCGAGCAAGACAGUGAGCCAGUACCUGACUGAGCAAGGUGCCCGUGUGCUGGACUUCGUCCGAUUCCAGUGUGGAGAAGGGAGUAGCAAUGUUGACCAAUGAAUGAGAACCUCCAUUAGGACUUUUUAGAAGGCUUUUGACUGUCCUACCCAGAUGUGACACAGCUGGUACUCUGCUGGGACGUUUAAUGCAAAUCCAAACUCCAUAUGACAUUAAUUUUAUCACAAAGAAGCAAAAAUACAGUUAUGCAGCAUGAUCCACAGCUGUGGGCCACCAGCUCUGUGUAACGUACUGUAUGUGUUUGGAAAUGACCAUUAAUGAACUGAACACUUAAUAAAUCAAUUACUGAGA